GGCCUUAAACUUUACAAAAACCUCUUUACCUUAGCUUCAAAACUCACCUCCUUCCUUCCUAUUCUAUCAUCUCGGAACACACAGUUUUAAAAGGAAGAACAAAAAAAAAGCAACAGAAACCCUAAAUUACCAAAAACCCUAAAAUCUCAAACUUUCUAUAUGUAAAUGCAUCUGAAGAACUCAUCUGUACCAGAACGGCGGUUCAUCGGAAAAGAAUCCGCCGCUUGUCCACCUUCCUCCGAUUCCGAUCCCAAACACCAUCUGACCGUCGAGAUCCCAGAUUCAUCGUCUCCGCAUUAUCCCUCCGAUCUCCGCCGCGGGAGCCUGGGCUCAGUUCUGUCGUUCCUCUCUUCGUCUCUCCCCUCCUCCGCGAGGACAAAUCAGAAGCUUCUUCUCCGGCAAGUCCUCCGAGUCCGAUUGAUACGUUUCCACCUCCGGUUCCUCCUCCUCCUCUCCGUGCCUCCUCUCUACCUCUUCUUCCUCUUGAUCAGCGUCCGCUUCCUCCUUCUCUUCGUCUUCUCCAUCGUCGCCUUCUCCUUAAUCCUCUCGAUCUCUCUCAAGCUCGCUCUUCCUCACUUACCUUCGAUUCGCCUCUUCAUCGCUCGGUUACUCUCCCUCAAGCUUAGAUCCUCCUCUUCCUCUAAGGUUGUUUGGUCAAUCGGGUCAAAUCCCGAGAAGAAGAAGAAGACGAACUCAGGGUGUUGGGUUCAGAAGUACAGCUCCGGGGAUGUGUACGAGGGAGAGUUUCGUAAGGGCAAGUGUUGGGGGAGUGGGGUUUAUUACUAUUCGGUGAAGGGGAAGUACGAAGGGGACUGGGUUGAUGGGAAGUACGAUGGGUUUGGAGUGGAGACGUGGGCGAAAGGGAGUAGGUACAGAGGUCAGUACAGGCAAGGGAUGAGGCAUGGAGGUGGGGUGUAUAGGUUUUAUACAGGGGAUGUGUAUGCUGGUGAGUGGUCUAAUGGACAGAGCCAUGGGUGUGGUGUGUAUACCUCUGAGGAUGGUAGUCGGUUUGUUGGAGAGUUUAAAUGGGGUGUCAAACAUGGCCUUGGUCAUUACCAUUUCAGAAAUGGUGAUACAUACGCUGGGGAGUAUUUUGCAGACAGGAUGCAUGGUUUUGGAGUGUAUCAAUUUGGAAACGGGCAUCGGUAUGAAGGAGCCUGGCAUGAGGGGAGAAGGCAGGGUCUUGGUAUGUACACAUUCAGGAAUGGUGAGACGCAGACAGGCCAUUGGGAAGACGGUGUCCUCAGCUGUCCUACCGAGCAGACCACCCGUCAUGGUUCAUCGUUUUUCAUCAGUUAUUCCAAGGUUCUCGCCACUGUUCAGCAAGCUAGGAAAGCAUCCGAGAAAGCACAUGAAGUUGUGAAAGUGCAAGAGAGAGUGAACAGAGCAGUGAUGGUUGCGAACCGAGCAGCAAAUUCUGCUAGAGUUGCUGCAACAAAGGCUGUUCAAACCCAAACAUAUUACAGUAGUGGCGGCGAUGAUCCCUUGUGAGAUCGUGUGUCAAAGCUUUUGACAUAGUCACAGUCAUGAAUCUCACCUGGAACUUCUUCGGUGACAUGAGAGAUAAAACAGAGACAUCUAGAGAAGGCAGUCAAAAUUGGCAUCUCCGUUUGAGAUUUAUCUUGAAGGUGGAACCACUUGGAACCAAUGUCGAGAUCUCAUAAGUAUUAAAUAAGAGAUCUCUGGCUAUGGAGCAAGCAAUGCAGGUUUACUUUUUCCCAGCUCUUCUUUAUUAUGAGCAGGCUGGUUGUUUAUAAGCUGUACAUAGGUUGUUGAAGAGUAAAGCAAUGUGUAUUAACAAAAGAUCUUUUUUAACAAGCGUAACCCAUGUAAGAGAAGCAACAAAACAUUGUCUUA
Messenger RNA from Raphanus sativus (radish), 1857 nucleotides. RefSeq lists its product as uncharacterized. NCBI's taxonomy places the organism in Eukaryota, Viridiplantae, Streptophyta, Magnoliopsida, Brassicales, Brassicaceae. The transcript has 3 exons. The record is from RefSeq and is a predicted model, not a curated record. Bases 166 to 1491 code for a protein of 441 amino acids.